Penicillium lagena is the source of this 2727-nucleotide messenger RNA. RefSeq names its product putative voltage-gated chloride channel (ClcA). Gene Ontology annotation, biological process: transmembrane transport; chloride transport. The transcript is spliced from 3 exons. Gene Ontology annotation, cellular component: early endosome; membrane; Golgi apparatus. Gene Ontology annotation, molecular function: voltage-gated chloride channel activity. The coding region runs from base 1 to 2727 and encodes 908 amino acids. The record is from RefSeq and is a predicted model, not a curated record. NCBI's taxonomy places the organism in Eukaryota, Fungi, Ascomycota, Eurotiomycetes, Eurotiales, Aspergillaceae.
AUGCCUCGCUCUGUUCCACCGAUGAUUUCGGAUUCGCGAAGCGACCCUGAGCCGGACCUGGAACGAACCCCGACCAAUCGCACCGCACCGCCAUCCCCAACUGCCUACCGCCGCACCCAGAGCUACCUCUCCGAACCACACACCGGCUACCAAUCCCUGGAGCCGCCCCUCGAGAUCACAGAGACCACCAGCCUGCUGGGGUCCAGUCAAGGCAGCCGGAGAGUGCCGCGACGCUCCUACACCAGCACCUCUGGCAUCGCCGGCCCGGACUCGCUACGCCAUCUCCUGGCCGCAGGGAGUCUCCGCCGAGCCAACCACAGCCGCACGAGCUCGCAGGGCCAACGAUUCAGUCGGCGGGAAAGCUUUGGAGAGGAAAGCAGGACGCCCAGUGCUCCCCCGUCCACGAAAGAUGGUUUGACGGCUUCGUCGUUUCUGGAUGAGCGCACGUGGUAUGACCAGUUCACCUCCACGGACUGGGUGCAUGACAGUAUCGCCGAUGGCGCGCGUCUGCGUCAGCUCCGACAACGGAAAGACAUCCGGGGCAGACUGCUCUCGGCAUUCGAUGGUGUCCAAGGGUGGAUUCUGGUUGCCUUGAUUGGAUGCAUCACUGCGGCCAUCGCUUACUUUGUGGACGUAACGGAAGAGUUGGUGUUUGACCUGAAAGAAGGGUUCUGCACGAGGCACUGGUUUUCGAGCCGGAAUAACUGCUGCAAAGAUGUGGAAUAUUGUUCGUGGAAGUCAUGGUCCUCCAUCUUUAGACCGGUUGGACCCGAUAAUCAAUGGGUGAACUUUGGCAUGUUCGUUCUAUGGGUGUUGGUGCUUUCCGUCAUAUCCUGUGCCCUCACAUUGCUCACCAAGACUGUCGUGCCCUCUUCGGUGUCGUUGACAACCCUGGAUGAGAAUUUGGGGGCCGAUUCUCGUGGUACCAAGACCGGAGGCGAUCUCACGCAGCUCUCUGGUUCUCCCAUCUCCCAGACGAGUCCGCAUGGAACACUUCCCAACGUUCCGUCGCGGCCCGCCAUGACCUACUACUCUGCGGCGGGGAGUGGAGUGGCCGAAGUGAAAGUGAUCAACAGCGGCUUCGUUCUUCAUGGAUACUUGGGCUGGAAGACCCUCGUUGUCAAGACCGUCGCCUUGAUUUUCAGUGUGGCAUCGGGCCUCAGCCUGGGGAAAGAAGGUCCAUACGUUCACAUUGCCACCUGCGUGGGGAAUAUCUGCUGUCGGUUGUUCGCCAAGUACAACCAAAACGACGGCAAGCGUCGUGAGGUGUUAAGUGCAAGUGCGGCUAGUGGUGUUGCGGUGGCUUUUGGGGCACCGAUUGGCGGCGUCUUGUUCAGUCUGGAGGAAGUCAGCUACUACUUCCCUCCGAAAACACUGUUCCGCACCUUCUUCUGCUGCAUUGCAGCAGCGCUGUCGCUGAAAUUCCUCAACCCCUAUGACACGGGCAAGAUCGUCCUCUUUCAGGUCAGAUACUUGUCUGACUGGGAGAUCUUCGAGAUAUUCCUCUUCAUCUUUCUGGGGGUACUUGGCGGUGCGGUUGGCGCACUGUUCAUCAAAGCCUCGAGUCUCUGGGCCAAAUCUUUCCGUCGAAUUCCCAUCAUCCGGCGGUGGCCCAUGCUGGAAGUGAUUUUGGUGGCGCUGUUGACCGGCCUGGUGAGCUUUUGGAAUCGCUACACCAAACUGUCCGUCACCGAGCUUCUGUUCGAACUGGCCAGUCCCUGUAACGAGGAAGCCGUGGAGAUCACUGGACUGUGUCCUCGCGAAGAAGGCAUUCUCGAAAUCAUCAAGUACCUCCUGGUAGCCUUUGUCAUCAAGAGUCUCCUGACAAUCGUGACCUUUGGCAUCAAGGUUCCUGCCGGAAUCUACGUCCCGUCUAUGGUUGUUGGCGGUCUGAUGGGCCGCAUCAUUGGACAUGUCGUACAGUACCUGGCCCUGCGGCACCCCACCUCCUUCUUAUUCGAAUCGUGUCCUGCCGGCACGGGCACUGAGUCCUGCAUCGUGCCGGGCGUGUACGCCAUGGUCGCUGCGGGUGCGACCAUGUGCGGUGUAACGCGACUCUCCGUCACGCUGGCCGUGAUUCUGUUCGAGCUGACGGGGAGUCUGGAUCAUGUUCUGCCGUUCUCGCUGGCCAUCCUAUGCGCCAAGUGGACGGCGGAUGCUAUUGAGCCGAAGAGCAUAUAUGACUUCCUAACGGAUAUGAACUCCUACCCCUUCCUCGACAGCAAGCUCCAACCCCUCUCGGACGCCGAGCUGGGUGAUAUCGUCCGGCCAGCCCGUCGGAGCCGAAUGAUCGACAUCUCCAACUCGCCAUUCGUGGCUGCGACGGAGCUCCGCUCGAAACUGGAACACCUGCUCAUGGCCGGCGAGCUUGACGGCGGACUUCCGAUCCUGCGUGACGGUGUUCUAGCUGGCUUAAUCCCUGCCCCGGAUUUGGAGUAUGCGCUCGAUACCCUCGGCGAUGACGAAGAGGGUACAAUCUGCUGCAUGGCUAUUGAUGCCACGGCGGCUAUCUAUGAUAGUGAGAAUGAAGAGGAGGCUACCCGGGUGGAUUUCACCAGAUAUAUUGACCCUGCACCUAUUUCCCUUGACAUCCACUCCCCCAUUGACUUGGUCUACCAAUGUUUCACCAAACUGGGGCUGCGCUACCUGUGCGUCCUCCGGGACGGGCAAUAUGCCGGCCUCGUGCAUAAGAAAGCAUUUGUGAAAUUCAUGAAAGAGAAUGAAUAG